Messenger RNA from Esox lucius (northern pike), 6212 nucleotides. It is a transcript of the gene cd81a, whose product is annotated as CD81 molecule a. Lineage: Eukaryota; Metazoa; Chordata; Actinopteri; Esociformes; Esocidae. The coding region runs from base 285 to 1004 and encodes 239 amino acids. Gene Ontology annotation, cellular component: membrane. The record is from RefSeq and is a predicted model, not a curated record. The transcript has 8 exons.
GUUCAAAAGAAUUGUAUUUGGGUGAUGAUUUUGAAACUACUCAGGCGGGGUUGUACAUAAGAACUGCGUUCAUUGUCGGUGGGUAAACUGAAUCAGUCUGGACACAUCAAGUUUUUAAGGGGCGGGGAAAUACUUGGGUGUUGCCCAUCUGCGGGGAAAUCGACGAAGAGUCCAGCGGCUCACAAAAUUAGUCAAAAUCAGGACUUUUUUCUCUUGUUCGACCGCAUAGUACUGUAUCUGUUGCCUAUCGCAUCACCACCGAACGAAACCUGAACAUUUUAAUCAUGGGAGUCGAAGGCUGCACAAAAUGUAUUAAAUACAUUCUUUUCUUCUUCAACUUCAUUUUCUGGCUUGCUGGAGGUGUGGUCCUUGGCGUGGCACUGUGGAUUCGACAUGAUGGCAGCACUAGCAACCUGCUACAGUUGGAGUUUGAUGGCCAACAAGCCCCAUCUACCUUCUUAAAGGGUGUGCACAUUCUGAUUGCUGUUGGUGCAGUGAUGAUGGUUGUUGGGUUCCUCGGUUGCUAUGGUGCCAUUCAGGAGUCUCAGUGUCUUCUUGGAACAUUCUUUGCCUGCUUGGUAAUCCUGUUCGCUUGUGAGGUGGCAGCUGGAAUCUUUGGAUUCAUGCACAGAGAUUCGAUUUCCAAAGAUCUAAUUACCUUCUAUGACAAUGUGUACACUAAUGCUGUAGCUACAAGUUUGAUUGACAAUGACAAGAAACAAGCUGCAGCUGCUGCUCUGAAGGUUUUCCAUGAGACUCUGGACUGCUGUGGCAGAGGCUACAAGAAUGUAAUCUCAACAAGUUUAACCCAAACCACUACGGACAUCUGCCCCAAGACUGUCUCUGCUUCUAUUACGGACUGUCACGUCAAGAUCAGUGAGAUUUUUACAAAGAAGAUUUACUUGAUUGGCAUUGCUGCUCUGGUAGUUGCUGUUAUUAUGAUUUUUGAGAUGACCUUUAGCAUGGUCCUGUGCUGUGGUAUCCGCAACAGCCCUGUGUACUAACGUCCUGAAGGAAGGAGCAAGGCCUGGUGGCCUAGUCAAUGACUGAAGGAAAAGAUGGAUCUUCUGUCUUGUUUUUAUAAACUGUAAAUUCUUCAAAUAGUUGCUUUCCAAAUUUGUGGUACAAGAAAAACAUAUGUUCUUGCACGUUUUUGAUUAUACAGUAUCAACUGUUCUUGACAUAAAUAGCUGUUCAAUAUUGACCGAUGUCAGUCUGUAGAAAAUGUUGAGAUUUACUUUGGCAUGGCAUAAGAACACACAUACACAGCCAAGUAGAAAUUCGGGAAUUAUCUUGUGUUAAUGGUGAUGUAAUGUUAUUUUGCUGAGUCCAACAUAUUGUAUUCUGUUGGUUUAUCAAUGUAUUUUCAAAUGUAUGUACAGUAUAUACUGUAGAUAUUUGCAGUGCUAUAUAACUGUCAAGCAUGGAUAUUAAAUUGAAUCCCUUUUCCCCACUAUUUUCUGCAAAAUGCUUAUCUAGCACUAAAAAGUAUUGAAUUGGUACUUUUGAGUUUAAUGUUCCGUCUAAAACCAAGAUGACAGAGGUGAUCGUUUCCACUAAAAAGGCUUAAUGCCUAUCCGCCUUAUGCAUGGAAUUUUCCAUCUUUUCUGACAUGUUCAGUUAGAACUAGAUUGAAUAUCCUGUCCUUAAACUUUUGUUAUUCAUAGCGACCGAAAGGUCACCUCUUCAGCCAUUCAGAGGAAUGUAGUUUAUUUUCUAAUAAUCUUUUUUACAACUGCUUACUAUGCCGACAGCCAAAUGUGCUAUUAUGCUGGGACAUGUUCAACAAUGUUAUAACUAUGCUGUAUGAUGACACUGUAUAUUGCCACUGAACAUGCAGUUGUGAGAGACUGUUUGUGUGUCUAGGAGUCAGAUACAGGCAAUGUCAACAGAACUCUUAAGACCAACUCACUACCACUAGGGGGAAGAGCUGUUGCAGUGCUCCAAAAUAUUCCACAGUUGUAUUUCCAAAGCCAGGGGAAGCUUAAAGCCUGUGGGAGCUCAUACAUUCUUCAUCCACUUUGACCAGGGUUGCCUGCUGAACUGCAAUGCACACCUCUGCCAGGUUCCAUUUUGAUCUUAAGCCCUAUUGGCAGAGGAUACGUUUUGCUGUGGUGUACAAAUCAACAUUUUUAAGUAUUUUACUUACUGGGCGGGUAAUUAUUCCAGGACAUCAGGUUAUAGUGAUGUGUGAAUUAACAUCUCAGCUGUAUUUUGAGAGAAACAAAAUUUGAGAGGUGCUGCUCACAGAUGGAAAUAUUAAAAUAAUGCUAGACAGAAACUGAUUUUUAAAACAACGUGCAGUAUAUAGCUUAUAUGAACGGGUUUAUAGGUAUCGACCUAAUUUUCUUCUUUUGUGUACUGAAUCUGGCUGCAACGGCAAGCGUAUUCACAACCCUGCGGUAACGUAGGGAGGCUCUUAACGGUUCACAUGUGAACCCGAAUAAAUACAUUUUAUACAAAUGUAUACAAUUAAUACGUUGCUCUCCCCACUGAAGCGAUUUGGUUACCACCUACGUACGUGAAAAACAAAAUUUUUGCUGCAGCGAAAAGAACCAAAAAAAAGAAUACUUUUUACUAGUGGGCGAGUAAUAAUUACAGGACAUAACGUAAUAGUAAUGUGUGAAUCGACAGCUUAGCUGUAUUUUGAGAGGAGCUAAUUAGUUUGAGAAGUUCUGCUCACAGUUGAAGAUAAAAAUAACACAUCAUAGAAACUAAUGUUUAAAACAACGUGCUGUACGCUAUUGCUUAUAUGAACGGGCGACUUAUUUUUUCUGCUUUUGUGUACUAAUCUGGCUGAAGCGGCAAGCGUAUUCAUAACUACGGUACCCUACCGAGGCUGUUAACGUUCACACGUGAACCCGAAUAUACACUGUUCAGUUUAAACCAGAUCCUUUUGUUCGCAUUAAAAUCAAAAUUCUAACAAUUGUUGGCAGUUUUAGAACUGUUGUUUUGUUGAGCCGAACUUGAGUUGGAAAAGCUAGUUGUACAUUGGCGACACGUAAAAUCCUCAAGUUUCGCUUGAAUCUCUAGAUUGGCGGCAUUUUGCCAUUCCAGUACACACGUAUUAUUAGCCUCGUCCAAAUUAAUUUAGUCCCAAGCAACAAAACCUUAACCGCAAGCGAAAACAAUCUACAUUCCGUUUUCUGUCGCGAUCUGUCUGACUGCAGCUGGUGGAAUUUGGUAACUUCAAACUGGAACUACACAAACUAUUUUAUAUGGCCACCACACACUAGGCUCUGUUAUUCGGCAAUAAUGUAAUUGGUAGCUAAAUAAUGAAUUUUUUUCAGGCUGGUCAAUAAAGUCACAUCGAAACCGGUUGAAACGCAGAUUGAUACCAUUGUGAACAAAACCGACUAGUAAACACAGGAAUUAUUAAAUUUAAAAAAAUUGGGUUUGGAUUUUGUGAAAAUUAUUCCUCGUUAUUUUGAAGAAUACAACAUCAACUGUUUCUUUGAGAUAAAUAACACAACUAGUCUUAGUAUGAGGUGUUUUGGAAUAGGUUUCCACUUACAAUGUAGCUUUUGUUGAUCGGGACGCACAGUUUAAAUUCAUGAAUUUGGACAAUGCUAAUUCAAGACUGUGAUACAUUUGAAUAAUGGCUUGAUAUAUUUUCACGGGCCUUCCAGAACAACUCAAGGGAAGCGUUAUUUUCCCAAAAUGUAAAUCUAGGUCGAACUAUUCCUUAUAGGGAGGGUUUCAGCACAUAGGGUUUCAGCACAUAGGGUCCCCAUGUCCCAUUAGGAAUGACGUCCCUCCCAAUAAUUUCAUUGUUAAACAAAGAUUGUUUAACAAUGUUUCGCUCAUUGUACUUUAUUUGAAAUUGUGCUUUCAUCUAGCAUUAUAUGUGUUUUCUGUGUUGCAUGUUUUGGAAAUUAACUUCCGUAACUCGUGACAAUAUAUUUGUGUACUGUACCGAAAACGCAUGGUGCCGUGACAUACAAACCGCAAUACGUACCGUACUGUGGGUUAGGAGAACUAUUGUAGCCCUAAUAUUGAAAUGUUAUGGCGACACCACUUUUAGGAACUGAUCAAAUGUUACCCAUAUAGACAGUUAUCGCCUUGACAUGUUGAGAUAUACGAAUAGAAUAAAACUAGCUUUCGCCAUACCACUACAUUUAUAUUAAAUACAUAAUCUAUACAGGGGCAGAUUGAGGAAUCUUUUGUGAAUUGAUCUCUGGAAUAACUGGCGUUCUAAGCCAUUAUGUUAGGUGAAAUCAAUAAUGUAAAUUCUCCAUUUGGUCCAAGGACGAGCUACCAAUCUUUGUUAACCUAUCCAGCACUUUUAAUCUAUUUAAAGUACCGUAUGGAUUAGGAACAGAAGAGGAACCGGGUGCUUAAUGAAACAUUUAGCCACGGCUCUAUUUACUCUACGUCCAUUCAUAUCAGACCCAGUCUUGUCACUAAACCUUGAGUCCCACGUCCCCCGCGGGGCUCGAAUCCAUGUAGAUUCACGAGUUUCUAUGGUUAAGUCCAAGUCCUGGCCGCCCAUUGUCGAGUCACGAUUUUCUUAUGACCCACGUCUCAGUUCUGGUGACGGAGUCCUGGUCCGAUUGCUCAAGUCCAGUCACAUUGUCCACAUUAACUACAAAUAAAGAUAUCUAUCCUGUCAAAUAUAGUGUAAUGGUAAUAUAAAUUUACAUAUUGUUUACAUAUUUAUGCCAUUGGUUAUAUCAGCAGAGCGGUAUUUCGAAAACCAAAACAUUUAAGUGAAUUUGAAGAAAACCGGAAUUUUCCCAAUAUGUACUGUAUUUUGCAAAUAAAAUGCUUUGUACAGCAGAAUAAAUACAUAAAACACCCAAGCCCCUGUUGUAUUAUAAAAGCAGGUGUUGCCUAAAUAAUACAGUCCGCAAGUAGAGAACCCUAGUUGUAGAACUGCCCGCACAAUAUGUUUUAUACAUUUAAGACGUGACUCUUAAAUCUAAAGAAAAAUGUAGUUCUGAUUACGUUAAUUAUCUUUUGAACGGUACAGGCUAUGAUAAAUCUGUUCACGCUUACCAAGAGAGACGUUUAGCUUGGCGGUUGCCAGACUUUUGGUUAAGCAAACCAAUGACUCAACUUUUCAGAAUAACCUGAAAAGUUGAGUCUAAGUCCUGCUAUCUACCGGGCUCACAUCUGUAAACGCUAGUACUGCUCCCUCUUUGAAAAGCCUGUUUCUUAUGGUAGGAACAGGACUCCUGUUAGGAUAGUCUUUACAAACCCAGAUAAACUAAGUCAACCUGGUUAUCCAGCAACAUUGUAGAGACAAGUCCAAUUGUUCUAUUGAACAAGGACAGCCAUAUCUACCUGCCACUAGUGCAUCGAGCAAUCGGCCAAUCGUAAACGCUACAAUAAUUGCUACAAAACAUGACCAUUCAUUUUUAGAUCAGACAGCAAACUCAAUCAACCAAUGCUGUCAUAAAUUCUUUGAACUUCCCCAGUGCAAAAUAAAAACAAAAACACUGCUGUGGUGCAUACUUAUAUCUGAAUCACCUCCAAUCACUUGUAAUUAUGUUGGGAGACACCAAUUUGUUUUACGGUUUUGCCUUUGAUAUUCACCUAUGCACACUAUCUCUCAGACAUACUCCAUCAUUGUUGUAAUCCUGAUAAUGUAUUUUUUGGCUAAGUACAUCCAUUUCUUGCUAACACAAUGUCUAUAUUAAUGUACAAUUGUGUUGUAACAUGUACAUUAGGGCUUUUAAAAUUCAGUUCUGGAAUAACCUCUUUUCAUCCUCUCCUAAUCAGCUCUCCUAAUCAGGGACUUAUUUAGACCUAGGAUAAAAGGUAAUUGAAACUAACUACAAGCUAAAACAAAAAUAAGACUGGUCUUGGAGGGCCAGAACAUGAGUGGGUGAGGAGGAAGCCCUGAUGUACAGCUAUAUUAUAUUACCAAUGACCAUGUUUAGACAAUGUAUGCCUUUUAAUUGUGAUAUUUUGUCUGAUAAGUACAAAAGAAAAACAUCAGCUUCAGUGGCAGUGUGCUGCACUAAGAAAUAAGUAGGGUUACUGGAGGUUAGUAACAUGACAGCCCAUGCUGUAGAACACAAAGGUGAAAGGAAAAUGCCAGCAAAAGGGUCUCUCUUAUGAGUCUGUCACUGCCCUAUUGAAAAACCCUAUAGUAGAAGUGACUGAGACUUUAUAGCCCACUGCCACUCAUCUGUGCCAUUAUUCUCCUGUUAUAUAUUUGGUUUUGUUGCCAAAGUAUUAAGGGAUUAAAUGUAUUUUACAAAUAA